AUGAGUCAAGAGCAGCCGCGGAGGCCGCUGCAGGUGGAACCCAUCAAGUAUGGGGAUUUAUUCGAAGUACAGGGGGAGCUGGCAACCAUGCCGGUGACGCCGAAAGAUGCGGCCAUGAUGCAGUCGGCGGAGAAUGCCAUGUUGGGUAAGACCCUCAGGGGCGGCGCCGCUGCCGUCAUGCAGUCGGCCGCCAUGAAGAACGAGAAGGCCGGCCAUGUUGGACACAAAGAUAUGACCACUUCUGCCGCCAAUCUCGGCGUAGUAGAGCACUAUAAUAAAAAAGUAACGAUGCAGACGGUGACGCCACCUUCUCAGCCGCAACAAGAUGCUCCAGUUGGGCUUGGAGGCUGCGGGGGAAUUACUAUCGGAGAAGCGCUGGAAGCUACGGCUGUCACCGCCGGUAACAAGCCUGUGGAGUGGAGUGACGCCGCCGCAAUUCAGGCAGCCGAAGUGAGGGCCACAGGCCGUACCAACAUUGUCCCCGGCGGUGUUGCUGCUGCCGCUCAGUCUGCGGCCACCCUCAAUGCCCGCCUCACAAACAACGCCGAAAAGACCACACUCGCUGAUAUUCUUACUGAUGCGACUUCAAAGCUGCCGUCAGACAAAGUGGCGACGAGGAAAGAUGCGGAAGGGGUAACCGGAGCAGAGAUGAGAAAUAACCCUAACCUUGCCAUUCAUCCCGCCGGCGUGUCCGUGUCCGUCACUGCGGCAGCUAGGCUUAACCAAAUUCAUAAUUAG
This is a messenger RNA of Neltuma alba, 738 nucleotides long. RefSeq names its product late embryogenesis abundant protein D-34-like. Bases 1 to 738 code for a protein of 245 amino acids. The transcript has 3 exons. The record is from RefSeq and is a predicted model, not a curated record. NCBI's taxonomy places the organism in Eukaryota, Viridiplantae, Streptophyta, Magnoliopsida, Fabales, Fabaceae.